Silurus meridionalis is the source of this 6544-nucleotide messenger RNA. RefSeq names its product junctophilin 3b (gene jph3b). Gene Ontology annotation, biological process: regulation of synaptic plasticity. The transcript has 5 exons. The coding region runs from base 1105 to 3297 and encodes 730 amino acids. The record is from RefSeq and is a predicted model, not a curated record. Lineage: Eukaryota; Metazoa; Chordata; Actinopteri; Siluriformes; Siluridae. Gene Ontology annotation, cellular component: endoplasmic reticulum membrane; junctional membrane complex; plasma membrane.
GAGAGAGAGAGAGAGAGAGAGAGAGAGAGAGAGAAAGAGAGAGAGAGAGAGAUUGAAACAAACCGACAGUGGAGAUAAACGACAAGCAGCAGCGAUACAAGCGAACCAGACACGCGCUCUUCACGGAUACACAUCCGCAAGGAAUGCUCUGAACCUGGAUUUAUCACUGAUGCACCAACCCUGGACCGUGAUGUGGACUUGCAAGAGCGUGAGGAGAAACAGAGCAAAAUAGACAGGGAGGGAGAGAGAGAGAGAGAGAGAGAGAAACAGAUAAAGAGAAGGAAAGAGAGACGGAAACUAUACAACGGAUUAAUAAUGCUGGAUUAUCUGCUGCCCUGCUGAUCCAUCCAUCCAUCUAUCUCCUGUUACCUAAACAACAGUGUUCAUAGCUACCAAUCACACGCUUCGUGCUUUUUUCUUUUUUUUCCCAUUGCUUUUCAUCCCUUUUUCAGCAGCAUCAUCCGCAGCGUGAUGAUGUCGGGCGGGGGGUUUGGGUGCUGACGCUUGUAAAGACAAGAUCCUCAUCUGUGCACUCUUAGAAAAGAAGGUUCUUGGGUUUAUCCCCCUGGAAGAUCCUCCUAAAACCUGGAAUGUAGAAUCUGACAACCCGUUAAAGCUUCCAGUAAAAGGGGAUCCUUUUUUUCUAAGAGUGUAGAGUAGACUUGUGUAAAUGCUGCACAAGCGCUUCCUCCUCCGAACAGGUUUCUAAAAAAGGUGGAGCCUCAGGGAGCUGAGGAUCGGGGCCUGAGAAGCCCUGAGAAGCCCUGCACAUCCGAGUCGCUGCGUUCGUGUCAGCCAGUGCGUGAUGGCUGGCGUGGGCCUUUCGCUCUGUCCAACCUCGAGACGCAGUCGCCGGAGAUCCACUCGGGAAUAAUACCCUCCCUCUCUGAGAGCAGAAUGGUGUGACCAACAUCCCGUUGUAGUUUUCCUUUCCGCCUCUUUUUUCCCUUUCAUUUGGUAUCAUUUCGUGCAACUGUUGACUGACAGGUAUCUUUUCAGUUUAAGCAGCGUCUUCCACUUUAUCAGCGGUACCCCUCCCACCAUCACCUUGUUUUCUUUUCUUUUUCCGAGAUUUGUGGACUUUUGCCAAGCCCUAUUUCAUGCAUGUCCACUGGGGGCAGGUUCAACUUUGACGAUGGGGGGUCUUACUGUGGCGGGUGGGAUGAAGGAAAGGCCCAUGGCCAUGGCAUCUGCACGGGGCCCAAAGGCCAGGGCCAGUACGCUGGUGCAUGGAGCCACGGAUUUGAGGUCCUGGGAGUGUACACGUGGCCUAGUGGCAACACCUUCCAGGGCACAUGGGCGCAGGGCAAACGGCAUGGUAUCGGCAUGGAAAACAAGGGCAAGUGGAUAUACAAGGGGGAGUGGACGCAUGGAUUUAAAGGGCGCUACGGAGUCCGGGAAAGCACUGGGGCCAGUGGCAAGUACGAGGGCACGUGGAACAACGGGCUGCAGGAUGGCUAUGGGACUGAGACCUACUCGGAUGGAGGUACGUACCAGGGACAGUGGGUUGGUGGGAUGCGACACGGAUAUGGCAUCCGUCAGAGUGUCCCAUACGGCAUGGCGGCCGUGAUCCGCUCUCCACUGCGCACCUCCAUAAACUCCCUGCGCUCGGAGCACAGUAACGGCACUGCGGGGACGCCAGGCACCGGAGGGGGCAUUAGCCCGGCGGUGUCACGGGGUGGCUUCGUCCUAACGGCUCACAGUGAGGCUGAGCUUCUAAAAGCGAAAAAGAAAGGCCUCUUCUUCCGGCGCUCUCUGCUCAGUGGCCUGCGUUUGCGCAAGUCCGAGUCGAAGAGCUCUCUGGCCAGCCAGCGCAGCAAGCAGAGCUCGUUCCGGAGCGAGGCGGCCAUGAGUACGGUGAGCUCUGCUGCUUCAGAUGUCAACUCCACCAUCAGCCUGGGCGAGGCCGAAGGAGAGCUCCUGCCCACCAGCUCCAAUGCCAACGACGAUGCCAACGAUGACGACGGCGUGGAUGCUACAGCCACAGAAAGCUAUGCGGGCGAGUGGAGGAACGACAAGCGUGCAGGCUACGGUGUGAGCCGACGCUCGGACGGUCUCUGCUACCAAGGCGAGUGGUUGAGUAACAAGCGCCACGGCUACGGCUGCACCACCUUCCCCGAUGGCACCAAGGAGGAAGGGAAGUACAAGCAGAACGUGCUGGUUAGCGGCAAACGAAAGAAUCUCAUCCCGUUACGUGCUAGCAAGAUCCGGGAGAAGGUCGACCGUGCCAUCGAAGGUGCAGAAAAAGCGUCUGAUAUUGCAAAGCAGAAAGCUGAGAUCGCUUUGUCCAGGACGGCCCAUGCGAGGGGGAAGGCGGAGGCGGCUGUGACGGCAGCAGAGAAAGCACAGGAGGAGUGCAGACUGGCCAGAAUCGCAGCUAAAGAAUUCUCACCUUCGUUUCAGCAUCGAGGAAACGGAGUGGAGUGUGAAAGGCCGAAGCCACAGCCCUCGAGUGAUAACGAUGUGGAGAUGAUGUCGAGCGAGACUCCGGACAGCACCGAGCUCUACAUGAAGGGUUCAACUCCUCCAGGCCUCACCCCUGAUGCCAGCCCGGGCCCAAGCCCCACCACCAAACCUAUGGCCCGCCCCAAAAACGCUCGCUUCUUACGACAGAGCGCCGUGGAUGACGAGAGGGGCGGAGCCUCCGAGAUUCAGGUUCUGGUGGAGGGCCGGAGCCACGGAAGGCCGAGCGGAGGGAGUGCACCAGGGGACGACCACCUGAGGACGGUGAACACCAAUGGCCACCGGCACUCCUCUUCCAAUCACAAGGCAUCAUCUCGGGAGCACGGCUCGUCCAAUCACAAGCCGUCGUCAAGGGAGAAGUGGGCAGAGUGGACUUCGCACCGGACGCAGACCCGACUCCUCGAGCAGGACGAGGAGAAGCUGAGCAACUACGAGAUGGAGAUGAAACCGCUGCAACCCAUGAACUCCAGCUCCCAGAAGCCCUAUGGGCAAGGGGAGGAACGUCACCGGGUCAAGAACCGGGGAAAAACACGGGAACGAGAACGAGACAGGGACAGGGACAAGGAGAGAGACAAAGAGGAUGUGGCACGGCCUGGUGUGGACUCUUUGCAAAAGCUGGACAGUCUCCGCUCGGGGGAGAAACUGGAGGCUCGGCCUCUGCGCAGGGACCUACUGCUCUCGCCCCCGCAAAAAUCCUCACCCAUUGCACUAGAACACGACAAAGGGAAUCACACACAGCUCAAAGCAAACUCGGGCUCCAACUCUAUUCUGGUUGUCAUGGUGAUUUUGCUCAACAUUGGAGUUGCCAUUCUGUUUAUUCACUUUUUUAUUUGAUACUCUUUCGUUUUCUUUAUUCCCUCGUUCAUUUGUCUUUAUUGAUGAAUUGGGUUGCGACUCAGCCACGUCUUAACUGUUCAGAUUAGCGGAAGCGGAAGUCACGAGGAUGGAGAAUGAAUGGAGGACAUACAGAGGAAGGAUGGAGGAUGGAUUAAGGGUUGAGAAGGAAUGGAGGAUGGAUGGAAUAAGGAUGGAGGAGUUAUUGAGGACAGAUGGAGGAUGGAUAGUAUAAAGAUGAAGGAUGGAUGGAAUAAGGAUGAAGGAGAAAUGUAGGACAGAUGGAAGACAGAUGAAAGAUGGAUGGAUUAAGAAUAGAGGAGGGAUGGUGGAUGGAUGGAAUAUGGAUGGAGGAGUGAUGGAGUACAGAUGGAGGAUGGAUGGAAUAUGGAUAGAGGAUGGAUAAUGGAUGGAUGGAAUAAGGAUGGAGGAGGAAUGUAGGACAGAUGGAAGAUGGAUAGAAGAUGGAUAGAGGACAGAUGGAGGAGACAAAGUUUCUCCAAAGAGCUUGUUCACUCGUUUUGUUCUUUCUUGUUACAGAUUCCUCCUCACUACACUUGUCUUUUUGUAUUGUUUUCCACAGCGAUUUCUUUAGUUUUUUUGGUUAUCAGCUCAGUGACACUAUUAGAGUGGGGCAGUGUGUGUGUGUGUGUGUGUGUGUGUGUGUGUGUGUGUGUGUGUGUGUGUAAACUUUGCUCAACAGAAACAUGUCUUUAUCCACCAUCCCUUUAUCUAGUCUCAUCCCUCCAUCCUGUUUCAUCCCUUCUAACCUGUUUUACAUCUCUAUCCUGUCGCUGUCCUCCCUUAUUCCUGUCUCAUCUCUCCAUCCUGUCUCAUACCUGUAUAUGGUCUAUCCCUCCACCCUGUUUCAUCAAAUCUCAUCCUUCUAUUAAUGGUGAAUCGUUUAGAAUAUUAUUUAGCACACACACACACACACACACACACACACACACACACACACACACACACACACACACACACACUACACACACACCACUCAGCCUCACAACAUUCCAUCCAUUUUCAUUUCACUCUCCACUGUUUUAUACACUGUCUGAAUGUUGGACGAGGGCUAACACACACAAACACACACACAAACACACAAUGUUUCCUGUAAGGUAUUCCAAUCCCGACGGGGCGCCAUUAAUUAAAGAGGAAUGUCGGCACACACACACACACACACACACACACACACACACACACACACACACACACACACACAUGUGAGAGACUGUUAACGUUUGUUUUUGGGUUCUUUUGUUUCUCCCAAAACUGCUGCUUUCAAAAUAAAUAUUUAUUGAAAAACUAUUUAAAAGAAAAAAAAAAAAGAUUUUUUAGCUAUUUGCGAGAUGUCUGGGAAAAAAUGCCGACUGCCUUGUUUUAUAAAGAGACCAGUUUGCAUGCUGAUGUAUGGACUAGUUUUGUAAAAAGCUACCUUCUGACCUUCUGAGACAAAUAAGGAUAUAAAAGUCUUCUAGUUUUGGAGAGCAGUGUGUAUAUAUAUAUACACACACACACACACACACACACACAUAUAUAUAUAUAUAUAUAUAUAUAUAUAUAUAUAUAUACGGCUGCUUUGGGAAUUUUAUUUUAUUUCUGUAUUUUCUAUUUUUCUCUUAAACCCGAUAUAAAAAAAAAGACUCGACCCGAGCACGGCGUGACGUCUUUCCAAAAACGAAAAAAAAUCUUUGAAAAAGACCUGAACGUCUGAAAUGAACUCCUCAUCAAAAAGGGAAUAAACACUUGAAGAAAUGCGUCCACUUUUUUUUUUUUUUUUUCCUUUUUUUACCAGCUCACUGAACUCAAAGACUCUGAGGUUGUUUUUAAAGCAUGUGUGUGUAUGGGGCCUGUAUCUUUCCUGCCUGAGUCACUGAUCUCUGAUCUCUCUCUUUUUCUCUUUUUCUCUUUUAUUCACUACGUCCAAUUUUUGGAAUGAAAAUAAAGUGUGAUGUAAUGCUGAUGGAAAAAAAAAGAAUAAUUAUAAUUCCUAAAAAAAAAAAAAAUUGAGAUAAACAAAUCCUGCUAAUAUCCAGUGCUGGUUUGAACACACCCUCGUCCCUGAUACUUCAGUACAAACAACAGAGCAAUACAUUAAUGCCAAAUCAUCAUCAUCAACAUAAUCAUCAUCAUCUAUAAUUCUUCACUUAUAUAUUAAGGGUCCAGGUGUAGGUGUGAGGAGUUACAGGUGUGGAGGUGAAGAUGGUCUCGAGGUGAAACGGAGAACAUUAGAAUGAUGUAAGGCCUCACACCUAGCUGUGGCUCAAAACCUAGUACCAUGGACAGUUCCCAGCGUUGAGGAGUUCAAGCUGUCAUUUUUCUGAAUGGAUCCAAAUAACGCUUCAUUUUUAUAUUUUAAAUACAUCUACAAUUACGCUGCUCCGAAUCACACCCACAGAUAAAGUAGUGCCAUAAAAUUACAUUUAUUUAUUAAAUGUAAAAAAGCUGUUAAGCAGUUAAAUCCUGGUGCCAUUUUUUUUUUUUUUUUUCUCAUUUGAACAUUUCCAUCACCAUUUGUGUUUCAAAUUCAUUAAACAAAAUCAUUGUUUUCACCAUAUAAUUUCCAACACACCUAAAAAUCCUUUAUUAGGAAAUGUGUCCAAUAGCUGUCUCACUCUGUGUGGAGAAAAAAAUUCCAGCCAAUUAAAAUCCUUUAUUCACACUGACCUCGGUAUAGAUACAAAUAUUUUUACAAUUUAAAUACCUUCAAAGAAUAAUUUUACUAGAUUGUUCACUUUUAACUAAGUCAUUUUUAUUAUUAAGUUUUUUAUAAUUUAGUAUUCUCUAUUUUUAUUCUCUUUCGGGUGAAUAUUUAACACUUAAUUCUCUCUAUUUUGGUUAAGACUCGGCUUAAUAACUUAAUAAGAAUUGUUAUUUCUUUCAUCUUAAAAAUAAACCGGGCAAAAGAUUUCUAGAAAUGUAUUAAUUUAAGUCAGAAUCUUGCACUAGCCACCUUUUAGCUUCAGGUGCUCACAUUAUAUUAUAUUAUUAUAUAUAUUAUGUAUAUUUAUAGAUUAUUUUUAAAACAAUGAACAGUGAAAGUAACUGUUAAUAGCUAAGUUAUUGUACUAUCUCUCAAACUACAUGGCCAAAAGUUUGGGCCUGAGAUUUCUAUGUGCAUCUUUUUGAACAUCGCAUUCCACAUUUAGUCUCCAUGUGCUGUUAAAAUAACCUCCACUCCCCUAGGAAGAUGUUCCACCAGAUUUUGGAGUGUGCUUGUGGAGAUGUAGGUGAGGAGAAGAAGCCU